Molecule: messenger RNA, 3414 nt
Organism: Pecten maximus
Lineage: Eukaryota; Metazoa; Mollusca; Bivalvia; Pectinida; Pectinidae
Exons: 1
Coding region: 1-3414 (1137 amino acids)
Molecular function (GO): protein binding
Source: RefSeq, a predicted model, not a curated record
AUGGUGAAAAUUCUUGGUGAGGAUUUGAGUACAAAGAUUCUGAAGACCUGGCUUCUCUCAAGGAACAGAACAUUGAGCGAUGAACAGUUUGAUUAUGUACAAGAAGCUUUCAAGAAGUGCAGUCUACCUCUGUAUGUGAAGUUAGUCUUUGAGGAUGUUUUGACAUGGAAAUCGUACACACAGGUUACUAUGGAUACUCUGUCCUACACUGUACAGGACAUCAUCAACUCUCUGCUACUGAGACUAGAGACGAAACAUGGGAAGAUAUUUGUCAGUCGAACCCUGGCUUAUAUCACUGCUUCUCAGUCAGGAAUCAGUGAAGCGGAACUAGAGGAUGUUUUGUCACUAGAUGACACGCUGCUGACAAAUGUGUUUCAGUACCAUGUGCCACCAUUCAGAAGAAUUCCAUCCGUUCUCUGGGUGAGGGUGCGACAUGAUAUCGCCAGUUAUCUGGUCGACAAAGAGGUGGAUGAUACCCGUGUCUUUUUCUGGUAUCAUAGACAAUUUUAUGAGGCUGCUGAAAAACGGUACCUGUCUGAUUCAGAAUUUAGCAAAGAAGUUCACUCCUUAUUGGCUGACUACUAUCUCGGAACUUGGCACAACAAACCCAAACCGUUCAAAUACAGUGAAUCCCAAUGCAAGAAGUUGGGUCUUACUUCACUAAACAGCGAAGCAGAUAGAAAAGUCGCUGAUCAACCAAUCAGUUUUCUUUUUACAGAGGAUGAAGUAGAGGAGAAAAGAUUCAAUCUUCGAAAACUCAACAAGCUACCAUUUCACCUCAUCAACGCAGACAGAAAUUCUGAAUUGAGAAGCAUAUGUUUGUUCAGUUAUGACUGGUUAUUGGCAAAGUUAACGGCCACAUCUGUCCAGCAGCUCUUGUCUGAUUUCCUUUUGUCAAAGCAUAAUAAAGAUGGAAUCCUUCAGCGAGUUCUGAAAACAGCACAAUCUACACUCGCAAAAUAUCCCAAAACCCUUGCUAUGGAAAUUUCUGGCCAUCUUUUACCACUGCUAGCUGAUGCUAAAAACAGUGUGGAGAAAUUCCUGGUCGAGGAAUGUUUGGAUAGGAUUCGAUCGGAAAAAACAACUUUGCCAUACCAAACUUGCUACAGCACUCCUAAGGAAGCCCUUCUCUUCAAGAUAGAGCAUCAGGGUAUUCCAUUUGGAUCUUCUCUCGUGGCUGUUUCCAGCGACUCAUCUCACCUGAUAGCUUUAGCUGAAAACAAUGUCUUGGUUAUGUGGGACCUGACAACUGGAGAAGUGGAACAGCAGAUUAAGUUACUGGAUCCAGACAUUGUGAAGCUUAACAUCAUGACCAUCUGUCACGAACAGAACAUGGCCAUGUUUUACUCUAGCUACCAGAAGCAGCGGAAUCAAGUUGUGGUGGUGAACAUGUCCACUGGCAAUAUAGUCAACAGUGUGGAGAUGGAGAAGGCUUAUCCUGGUGUCGGUUUUACGGACAGUCUGUCGUUUGACUUGACCGAAACAAAAAUCAUCUGCAUGUACAAAGGUCAUUCGGCAGAUCUUUUUGACCGGCAGACAGGAAAGCUUGUCUCUCAAUUUGACAUAGUAGCUGAUGACAUGGUUCUGCUCCCUCAACAAGAUCGUAUCUUGUUUCAUGAGAAGCAGACACUGAAGUACAGACUAUUUGACGUAAAUUCUGGAGAACAUCUAGCUGAAACGGAGAUUCCCCAAGCACCAAUGAAAAUUAUACCAGUUCCCUCAGGUACAGAGGCAGUUGUCAUCUUCAAAGACUCUUUAAACUUCAAUGUUAUUUGUCUUGAUGCCAAUGAUAAGAAAUUUGGAAAUCUUCUUGGUGAGAGAAAAAUCUCUCAGAAGGCACAAACACCUCUCAGUAUUACCGAUGCAAAGUUUUCAUUGGACAAAGAAAAUCUUAUUUUGACAACAAGUCAAGGAUUCGUUAUCCAUCAUUACAAGUCUAAUCGGGAGAAAAAUGUAUUUUCAAUACCCAGUAAUGUAAAACCUGACCACAAAGUUCUGGCUUUCGAAGGACACAUGACACCCGACAGGAAAUUCUUUGUUUCGGCGUACGAAGGUCAUCUUAUUGUUUGGGAUACAGAGACCAGUAGGGUUUUACAAGCCAUGGAAAUAAGUCGCUCCAAAACAGUAGCAGCUGUCAUGCCUGAAAAUGGUGAUUUUCUUGUAACAACCCACAAACGGAAUAAUGUCUUGACAGUGUGGAAGGUCUCAUCACUUGUGUCUAAACAGGUGUCUUUUGAACCCCUGACAAUAAAAACUGCUCCACGAUAUCUGGACGUGUCAGAGACUGGACAAAUUGCUGUUAUGCGAGGAAACAUGUCAAACGAGGUGGCCAUUUUGGAUAUUCUUGGUGGCUGUAUAAAAUUUUACAUUUCCAAAGACUACGAGGUGAUGCAGCCCGUGAUAACACCUAAUGGACAACAUGUCGUCCUGAGGGAAUACAGCUCGGAGGACGUCCUCAAGGUGUGGAGCACAGAAACUGGACAUCUUUGUAGUUCUGUUCCCUUGUCAAGUCUCUUAGUGAAGUACUAUGUACUUGCUGAUAACAAAAUGGCAGUCUAUGUCAAUGAUUCAGGAGUAGCUCAGGUGAGUUUCUGGAGCAUUCCAGAAUCAAAACAUAUUCGCACACAGGAGCUAGGAACUGCUUUAAUUGGAGACAUGUUCAUGUUCUUCGAUUCUACCAGUGAAAAUAUCAUCAUUUCAGAAUCGGUCUCAUCAGGAGAAGUUGACCUGUCAAAUCUGGUUGUUUACAAUAUUGAAACAGGUGAAAAGCGAUUAACCCUCCCCCGGGUUGUCUCAAGUUGCACUCAGAGUCUAGUAAAAGAAAAAGACUUGGUCCUACUCCAACAAUGUGAUGAAGGAUCUGACAGCAAGUCGCUGAUUGUCCUCAACGUCAGGUCUGGUGAGGUGAAGCGAAAGGGAAACGUUUGCUCAUCCACCAGGCUUUUCACAUGUAAGGAUGGCCGCUAUGGCAUAGACAGAAGCAGAAAAUUGUAUAACCUUGAAAAAAUGACUUUUGAAUUUCAAUAUGACCCGGAUGGAGACUAUCCUAAAAAGCCGAGUCAACAAGCAAGUCCAAAGAUAAGUAAAGAUGGACAUGCUGCUGUGUGGCUUAAUGUGUACGCCUGCCUAUUGAUGAUUGGCGACACCAAGACAGGAAGUACAAUUAGUGUCUGUCCAAUCCAUAGCAUUCCGCUAUCACUCACAAUCACCCCAUAUAAUCUUCUACUCAUUGCUUGUGAGGAUGGACGUCUCAUGUUGCUGCAGCUGGUCGAUGAUGCACCGGAGGAAAGCAACUUUAUCUCAGGGUUUUUGUCCCGACAUAAAAGUCACAGUCAGAAAACGAAGGUGGUGAAGUACAAGGCAAUGAACAAACCCCAGGGACAAAAGGUGUCUAAGUCAUGUAAUGUUUUGUGA